UUAAUUAUUAAAAUAAGAAAAAUAAAAUAAAUAAAACAACAAAACUGAGCCGAAGCUCCAAAAUGCCGCCGCUGCCUGCCCUUCUAUAGCACCGCAAUUCACUAACAACUCGAGAAAGUCGGAGCUGCUCGGAAAACUCACCCGGAGUUGCUCCUCGCCGGCCAGUGAAUAAUUAGGAAAAAUGGCUUUUAGAGGAAAUGAGAUGAUGAAGAAAGUUCUCAAGAAAGUCGGAGAGAAGAAUAUGACUCCACGACUGAAGCAAUCGUUGGAGAAAUCUCUUCCAAAGAGCAAAAUCGUGAUGAAUCGUGCGAAACGCGGUCUCUUUGCUGGAAAACACAUUCAGUUUGGCAAUAGUGUUAGUGAAGAUGGUGGAAACAAGACAAAGAGAACUUGGAAACCUAAUGUCCAGGAUAAGAGGCUCUUUAGUUAUAUCCUAGAUCGUCACAUUCGUGUUAAAGUCACAACUCACGCCCUUCGUUGCAUAGACAAAGCAGGUGGGAUUGAUGAAUACUUGCUAAGGACUCCUUAUCAAAAGAUGGACACUGAAAUAGGCCUCUUGUGGAAGGCAAAGAUUGAGAAAUUGUAUGAAGAGCUAGGAAAUAAGGAGGUUGUAUUCUUUUCGCCAGAGGAUGAAGCGCAGUUCGAACAGGGCUUUAAAGAUUUGAGAUUAUCUGAAAGGGAAGCACGAAAAGAAGUCAGAAAAAUAGUGUCUUCUGGGAUGAACAAGCACAAACUAAUUGAGGUAGAAGGUAAAGACAGUCAAUCUAGUGAAGUGGGAGGCGCUAAAAUUGAGGAUGAAAUCUCACAUGAUUCAUCAAAACGAUUGGUUCCUGUCUCAUAUGUGUUAGCUGCUGACAAACUCAAAAUUGGAAGUUAUGUUUCUAAUUGAUGUUACGUCAACUGAUAAUGGUGGUGUAAGUUGUCUUAGCUCAUUGAGUAUGAAAGUCUUGGUUCUUUGAUUUGUGGUUCAUCCUGGUUUUAUCCUUUAAACUUUUUGUAGUCAAAAGCAUAAUUGAUUGCCCCAGAAUAAUAGUUUAUUUCCUGUAGCAGGACCAAGUUUCUUGAUGCACUCUUAGUAAAUCUAAAGGGUAAACCACCAUUUUAGUCUGUGAAA
Molecule: messenger RNA, 1114 nt
Organism: Cicer arietinum (chickpea)
Lineage: Eukaryota; Viridiplantae; Streptophyta; Magnoliopsida; Fabales; Fabaceae
Cellular component (GO): mitochondrial large ribosomal subunit
Molecular function (GO): structural constituent of ribosome
Source: RefSeq, a predicted model, not a curated record